AUGAGCUCCUUACUUACCCUCGUAUUUGUCUAUUUGCUUGGUGGACUCACAUUUAUUCCCCUUGUCAUCUGCGCCGGUCUCUACGUUGUUCUGUAUAUCACACCACCAAUUGGAGACCCCGACCCCGCAAAACGAAUCAAAAAUGAACUACAAGCAUCAUCCAGCGAUUCAUCCGUCGAAGAGAAACCCCCCGCGGAAGUUUCAUCUCCAGAUCUUCCGCCACCCCGACUAAAACCAUUACAAGGAUGGAUUGUUGCUCGACGAACAUUUGAAGAAUCGCCCUCGGAUGCCACUUACAUGGGAAUGAUGCGGUCAUUCCUUGAUUCUCGCUCCAAAGAUCGACGGCCACGCGACACAUACUAUGCUGUUCUCAAAGGCACUGUACUUUAUCUCUACGAAGAUGAAGCCAUGGCCGAAUGUUCUGCUGCCCUGGAUGCGGGUGCCUACACAGUAGAAAUCUGGCCACAUGAUGGUUUACUUGAUGGAGAGCUCUUUGCGAAGCGCAACUGCAUUCGGUUUAGCACCAAGUCUUCCAGCCCCGGGAAUAGUCCGAACUAUAUGGCCAGUGUCUCCAAGAAUAUGAAGCUCGCAGACGAGAAUGAGGCCACGGAAGAUGAAAUGGGUGAGACAAGAGACAAGACCGACUCUAAUUUGGUGGACGAACGUUCAAAGAAGCGUCGUGCAGCAUUCGACUUAUCUCAACCAUGGCACCUAUUUAUCAAGAAUAAUUCAGACAUGGAGGAUUGGUACUUUGCUCUCGUCCAAGCCUCCUCCCCUGUUCCAGUUGGUGCCACGGAUCCAUCUAGCCCACUCGGUUCCGUAUUUAGUAGUUCAGAUAUGGCUCACCUCGUAGCUACACUGGACGCACAACCCGAUGCUAUACCCACGAGGUGGCUGAACGCUUUGCUUGGACGCCUCUUCUUCUCCGUCUAUCGUACUGCCAAGGUCGAGGCUUAUAUCCUAGGCCGGCUGGCAAGCAAACUCGCAAAGGUAAAGCGACCGGGGUUCCUCACAGCGCUAAGUGUGCGCGAAGUCAGUGUUGGUUCUCGUCCUCCCACGAUCGCCACCCCAAUGCUUAAGGAGCUCACGCGCUGGGGAGACGCUGCAUUGGAAUUGAAAUUCUUGUUCGAUGGCGAAUUGAGAUUGACUAUCGCUGCUACGGCCGAAGUGAGCCUUGGGGCAAGGUUUCGCCCAUAUGUUGUGCAACUGGUACUGGCGGUUGUGGUUCGGAAGAUUGAAGGCAAUGUGCUUGUAAAAGUCAAGCGCCCUCCGUCCAACAGAAUCUGGUAUGGAUUUACCUCGAUGCCUAAGUUGGAGAUCGAUGUUCUUCCAGUCGUGAGCGACCGAGAGAUCAAAUGGGGCGUUGUUCUCAAGCCAAUAGAGACACAGCUAAAAGAGAUAGUAAGUUUAGUGAUUAAUCUAUCAAGCGUCCUGAAGUUAUACGCACCACUCCACUUCUAUUCUCAUCAACUUUAUUCACGCACUUGCUUUCCUCAGAUUCGAGAAUCAAUCGUCAUGCCUAACAUGGACGAUAUACCCUUCUUUGAGUCCAGCGGCUACCACCAUCGGGGCGGGAUCUGGCCUGAUGCUGCACGUCGACAAUAUAACCCUGAGAAAGACGAUCCUUCAACCACACCGAACCCAGCUGUGGACAUGUCGACACCUCUUGAAGCGUCUGAUAAAAGCUCUGCUUCUGCACCUCCGUCUGUCAUGGGUCUUGCUACCGAUGCAUCUCGCCCACGGUCAAGCACCGAGCUUCCAGCUGUAUCCGAAUCUACACCUAAUUUACCUCUUUCCCCCAAAUCCAAACCCUCGAUGACUGUCGAUGAACCGAACACAGCUAACCCUGAAGGUCUGGUGCCAACCUCCGACAGCGCGCGAAGUCGAUCUCCAUCUCCUGUCGGAAUCAAGGUCAAUUCGGUCGAGGAACAAAUGCCGAGAAAGGAGAUGGAAAAAGACAAGCCCAAAGCGGUACCGUUGCCAGCAGUUGUCACGUCGUCGAAACGGUCGUCCUGGUUCUCUCGCACACCUGUGUCUCUGUCUUCUAGCUCUAGUCCGGUCGAUGGCCCUCGCGGGCGCACUAUUGAUUUACAAUCCGGGGCGACUUCAGCCAAGGCCACUACAACCGGCGUUCGUGAACACUCUACCCCUCGUUCGCCUGUAUUACUCGAGGUCGGGGAAGGUAGUGAGAUGGCGCGCGCUUCGAGCAGUCCCCCUCGCAUCAAUAUGUCUGAAACCAACAACAGCGGGCCUAGUCCGACAGUGGUUUCGUCAGGCACCAGCGGACAUGCUGAAGCGCCUACUCAGGAUACGUUUCCCGAUGACCAGACCGACGUCCCGAAUGACCCAACGCCUACAGGAAAUAAUACUACAUUCCGUCCCCCUACGCCUAUGUUGACCAUUAAUGGCACUCGUCGCGCCACAGUUUCUCACCAAACCAGUAAAUCUGCAUCGGGAAAUUUCUAUAGCGGCGGUUCCGUGUCCAGUUCAUCCCUCCCACAAGCAGAAUCCUCGACCACUGCGGUAUCUUCCGAUAGCGAGCUUGUCAAGGGACCCAUUUCUGGUACUCCGCCAGACACAUCGAUCUCCUCCAACGUUUCCAGUCUCAACACUCCCAAUGAUGUACCUCAAGUGGAUUCGAGGGAUAACCAUGAACUUACUCGUACCUUAUCCAAUAGCAGCAGCAAUUCGCUCUCUGCAAAUACGUCGGUAACAUCAUCCACAGCUCCUACUUCAACGGACAUCUCUAUUUCUCAAGAUCCAACCAACUCUGGGGCUAAUUCUUUCCUGUCUGCAUGGAAAUCGCGAACGGCGGAUAAACAGGCGAUAAACAAUGCAGCGAAGGAAGCGAUGAAGAAAUGGACGGUCGGUUGGAAUAGCCUAAAGCGAGGGGUUGAAGAAGAAAGGGAGCGCAGGCGUAGUACAAAUAAUACUGGUGCUGCGAAUAGUACCCAAGGCGAUACUAGUGGCGUUGAUGAUGAAGGAAGCGGUAGUGAUGCAGGUAUGGGUGGAGUGGGAUCAGCAAACAAAGCGGCAGGGAAGAAGACUUAUGCGGAGCUCCGAGCAGGCAAUCUAUCCUCAUCCCCAAAACCACGACCUACCAGCCUUUCAGUUGUCCCCUCCGCCCCUCGAACCACGACGGAGGUUCAAAUUCAUUCACCAGAUUUAUUCGAUUCAUCAAAGCCGAUAAUCGAGCAGCCAAAGCCAAUCGGCACACAACCUGGAAGAGCCGCUACAAUGACGAUCCCUGGCAUUCACGCCAGCCACCAGGGAGAGGUCAUGUCACUAGGGUCCGCACCGGCUCCAAUCGACACUUCCAACAAGGAUAAGGACAAGGCACAAGACAAACUAAUGGACCGAGAGAAGAGCCUAUCACCAACCGGGCGACCAUCUUCGAUUCAGAAUGUCUAUCGAUUGUUUGGCCAGCGCACAAUUAGCACCAAUAGUAACGAUGCCCCGAACCUAACUGGAAGCAACGAAAUCCUGAAGCAACCCAAAGCAGCAGCAUCGUCAGCAUCAAUCGACACAAUCUCCGUUACACCAACUGACGACGAGCCCCCUGCCGAAAUCACAUUUUCGCCAUCUACUCCUAGAUCUAGCACACCUGCACCUUUGUUUCCCUCUCGUUCGGUUCCCAAUGGUUUGCCUACUCCCAAAUCACCACCCGCGGCUCUCCCUCCAAGUAAAGACUCUGCGACAAUGUCUGCGGCGUCCGAGGCCCUGAAGAAGCUGGCGGCAGACGAUGCAGCCCGAACCUCUCGACCACACUCCCCACACGUAGCCAAUACUGCCUCAGCCGAAAACGAGGAUACAUCAGGAGCUUCUACCCCCAGUGACCCCCACAGAGCUACUUCCCCACCGCCGUUCCCUCCACGGGCACCAGUGACAGCGAGUUGA
Molecule: messenger RNA, 3897 nt
Organism: Rhizoctonia solani
Lineage: Eukaryota; Fungi; Basidiomycota; Agaricomycetes; Cantharellales; Ceratobasidiaceae
Product: endoplasmic reticulum membrane protein
Exons: 2
Coding region: 1-3897 (1298 amino acids)
Biological process (GO): phospholipid transport
Cellular component (GO): endoplasmic reticulum; ERMES complex
Molecular function (GO): lipid binding
Source: RefSeq, a predicted model, not a curated record